CGUCACAAAGUGGACACACCAACGCUUGUCUGAUCUCUACGCCACCAGUCAAGAUGUUAUGUGGAUGUUUUUCAUCAUUAUGUCCCAUUAAAUUAAUAGUGUUGGGAUGAUGUUCUUAUUUUCUACAACGUAAAAUUGUUAAAAUUUGGCCAUGAGGUUGACAAAAGUCCUCAAUGUUGAACUGUUGACCGCCAUAAAACGAUACAGUGGAUAUCAGCAGUUUCCUCUGACGAUUGAACAGUUCACAUCAUUCGGGAAAAAUGGUUCUCAUCUUGAAUCUUUCCAUUUUUGCCGUCACCAAAUGCCUGUUAGAUUAGCACACAUAAUUCGUGAAAUCAACCAUCUGCCUGUCAACUUACUUAAGAUGCCAUCUGUUGAACUUGUACAAAGCUGGUACCAUCAGAGUUUUGAAGACUUAAUAGAUUUUGGAAAGAUCCGUGGGAAAAAUGAAAUUGAAAUGGCAGAAAAAUUUGAUCUGGCUUUGAAGAAAAUCCGUUCUCGUCAUGACACAGUUGUUGAAACUAUGGCUCAGGGGAUAAUAGAACUAAAAGAGAGUCAUGGUAAAGAUGCUUUGCAUCCUUCUAUACAGUAUUUCUUAGAUCGAUUUUACAUGAAUCGUAUUGGAAUCAGAACCCUAAUUACACAACAUUUGUUAAUUUGUGGCGAGGAGGCGGGAAAAUCAAUUACGAACUGGAUUGGUUGUUUUGAUGAAGAUUGUAGUAUUGCGUCAGUUGUUCUUGAUGCAGCAUCAAAUGCAAGAUUUUUAUGUGAACAAGUUUAUCUAUGUUCACCUGACGUCAUCAUUGAAGAACAUAAUGCGACAGAGAGUGAAACUCACACACCAAUCAGAACGACUUACGUACCUUCCCACCUCUAUCAUAUGGUUUUUGAAUUACUCAAGAAUUCCAUGAGAGCUGUGGUCGAACAGAAUGGCGAAGAUCGUUUGCCUGAGGUGAAGGUUUUAAUUACAAAAGGAAAGGAGGAUCUUACGAUUAAAAUUUCAGAUCGUGGGGGAGGAAUUCGAAAAAGCGAACUUGAAAAGUUAUUUUUAUAUCAUUAUACGACGGCACCACAGCCUGUAGCAACAGGAGACGUACCAGCUCUUGCGGGCUAUGGUUACGGUUUACCUUUAUCGAGAUUAUAUGCAAAGUAUUUUGGUGGGGAUUUACAAUUGUUCUCCAUGGAGGGUUUCGGCACAGACGCACUUAUAUACAUCAAGGCUGUGAUGGGCGAAGCCACAGAAGUGCUACCGCUGUACAACAAACGAACAUCGCAGACAUACUCUGAAGUGAAACAAUCCGUAAAUCAAAUGAAGGAUUGGUCUUCAUCUAGUUAUUACGACGGACAUGGACACGGUUAUCUCAGAGGAAAUGCUUACAACGUUCGACGUUUUAGUACUACAGUAUAGUGGUACAUGCACCUGAGAAAUAUAUAAUAUACGUAUACACUGGGGGAUCUUAAUAUAGUUUUACUACUAACAAUAAACUUAAUGUUUAGCUAUCCAUUUCAUGUACAUAAAGGUUGAAGCAGACAUUUACCAUUGAAAUUACAAUAUUUAUUCCGCGUCAAUGCAUGUAUGCACACCAAGUGUUGUCAAUGAUUCGUGUUCACUGUUUUGCCGUCGGAUGCGUGACGGAGGAUCGAUAUGUUCAAAAUGUGCAUGCAACUGCAAGUUAUUCACCUAAAUCUUUCUUAAACUUAGAUAUUUUUACUCAAAUUACUGCGGGAACAAUCCCGGAAACUUGGAAAACUCCUUAAUGUCCCGUGCACCGGGCUAAAGUCUAAUAAUCAUUAAUAAAAUAUUUAUUUAA
Molecule: messenger RNA, 1811 nt
Organism: Dendronephthya gigantea
Lineage: Eukaryota; Metazoa; Cnidaria; Anthozoa; Malacalcyonacea; Nephtheidae
Product: pyruvate dehydrogenase (acetyl-transferring) kinase, mitochondrial-like
Exons: 13
Coding region: 152-1408 (418 amino acids)
Biological process (GO): regulation of glucose metabolic process; protein phosphorylation
Cellular component (GO): mitochondrion
Molecular function (GO): pyruvate dehydrogenase (acetyl-transferring) kinase activity
Source: RefSeq, a predicted model, not a curated record